Messenger RNA from Dentiscutata heterogama, 300 nucleotides. Lineage: Eukaryota; Fungi; Glomeromycota; Glomeromycetes; Diversisporales; Gigasporaceae. The record is from the annotation of a GenBank genome assembly.
AUGAAUUCAGUAAGAGACAUUUUAAAAGAAUCAGACUAUUGGAUCAAUCUUGAUCCUAAUAGCCAUGAAGCUCAAUCACAAAGAAAUCGUAUUCCUAAAUUCCCUGAACUCGAAAAAGCAUUAUCAUUAUGGGCACAAGAAUUUGCCAAUCUUUUAGGAAUUUCAAAAUUUAAAGCUUCUGAUGGCUGGCUUUCAAAUUUCAAAAAACGAAUUGGUUUGCAUGAGUUUAAUCACCAUGGUGAAGCCAGUAGCGCACCACUUGAAAGUUUAGAAAGCGGAAAUGGAAGUAAAAUCCCGUAA